UCGAAAAAGUCUCGCCGUCGCCCGUCGCCGACUCUCUUCAUCCUCCCUCCGCGGCGAGCCAAGCCGCCAUUGUUGCCGCGCUCCUCCGCCGCGUCAUCCCCCCUGUCGGCGCCCCCCCCACAGCAGCAGCUUCCUCCCACCGUUUCUUCCUCGCCGGAGUCCGCCAACGAUGGACCCCGCGGCGCCGGGGAGGUUCGACAUCCUCCAAAAGUCGUUCAAGAGCGCUUCCAAGUGCCUCCUCACUGCAUGCUCCCGCGAGGUUGUCAACAGGGCUUUCCCGUCGUUCACGGAUGCCGAGAGGGAGCGUCUGUACCGAAUGCUCACCCGCGUGAUGAAGGCUAUGCAUGCCAACAUAGAGGAGGAGUUUGACGAAGUCUGCCAAGAAAGACGGGUUGCUGCUGCCCUUGACAAGAUAGAUGACUUUGAUGAAGAGCAAAAUCUGGAUGUAUUAGCUUCAGAGAAGAACAGCAUUGAAGAAAUCGAAGAAAAGGUAUCAAGGGCAAAGAAAGAUGAAAUUGAACAUUUGACAGGUUUACUGAAAAAGGUUGAAGAAAGUAACAAUGCCAUGAGAGCUCAAAUUGAACUUCUGAAGAAAGGAGAGGAUUCAACUGCAUCAAGAGAUGCCUUCAAUAAGCUGACUCAACUAAAUUCUGCAUUGGGAGCGUGAACAAUGAUGGUUGAGCCUGUCUGAUGAUUACUCUCAAUGAGCAUCUUCUGUAUAGGGGUGUGGUAGAUGUUACGUAGAUGGGAUGACACAUGUUUCAGGAAUUAGCCAGGAUGCUAUCAGAUGAUUUAUGAAUCUAAUUUUAUGUACCGUAUAACAAACGCAGUUGUGUUUUGGAUAUGAACCUUAGAUCCUGCAGUUAUUUCUUUUACAUCAUGCGUAGCUUCAGUUCCUGCAAUCA
Messenger RNA from Panicum hallii, 905 nucleotides. RefSeq lists its product as uncharacterized. The transcript is spliced from 8 exons. Bases 170 to 667 code for a protein of 165 amino acids. Gene Ontology annotation, biological process: chromosome segregation. Gene Ontology annotation, cellular component: MIS12/MIND type complex. NCBI's taxonomy places the organism in Eukaryota, Viridiplantae, Streptophyta, Magnoliopsida, Poales, Poaceae. The record is from RefSeq and is a predicted model, not a curated record.